AUGAGCCACGGGUCCAGCAACUCCACUCAGCAGUGGUACUAUGGCUACGCACCUAGGACACUACCCUGCGCCUCCGACGGGCCCACGUGUGCCUAUUUUGAAGCCCUCUGGUCCAGCAAUGACCGUGGUAUUUUCUAUUCGGGAAUCCUUUGGAUUCUCGCCGGCGUCGCCGUUCUCGCGGCAGCCGUCCUGCGUUGUGACUUGCCGUCCCGGCACACGAGACCAUUUCGGACUGCACCUGAAGGAGAAUCGCUCAUCGGGAUCAAGCGCCCGUCUCGUCUCCGGGCGGCAGCUGCUUCAGCUCGUCGAUACCUCCUCCCCGACACGGUUCACUUCUUGUUUGGCCGCACCACACGUCUUCAAGUUCCUGUGCUGGCCAUUCUCAUGGCUUACCUGACCAUCUUCUCCUUUGUCGGCAUCACCUAUGCAACGUGCGACGCCUGUUGCCGGCAGCCCAGGAGUGUGGAAGUACCAAAACUCUCUGGGCCUAUGGUCCAACCGGAUCGGCAUUCUGGCCUACGCAAUCACGCCGUUUUCGGUACUUUUGGCAAGCAGAGAAUCGAUCCUGUCGGCGCUCACCGGCAUUCCCUACCAGAGUUUCAAUUUUUUACACCGCUGGACUGGCUACGUUAUCCUGGUGCAAAGCAUCCUCCACGCGAUAUCAUGGUGCAUUAUUUGCAUUGGCUUGUAUGGGCCGCAGCCAACCUACGCCGUCAACUGGGUGACCAAAGAAUACAUGAUCUACGGCAUCUGCGCACAGUUUCUCCUCAUCAUCAUACCCUACUCCUCCACCAUCAGUUGGUUGAUGGCGACUGGGGCUUUCAUCCUGCUCAAGCACGGCUGACGUCCUUUCCUGACGCGGCCGGGUAUGGGGACGUGGUCAGACUGGAUUUCGAUUUUGUUCAGUCUCCUUGGAAGGUUGGGCAGCACUUUUACCUAUGCUUCCCCCGACGCAGCGUCUGGCAGUCUCACCCAUUUACUCCGCUCUCCCUACCUGUCGUCGAGCGUGGAGUAGCGCGCCAUUCGUACAUCUUUCGAGCCAAGAGUGGUGAGACAGCAAAGAUCGCUGCCAUGGCAGAAGAGACAACUCCGGUUGUCCUCCAAGGCCCCUACGGCGAGCACUCAUCAGAAGUUCUUGGUCCUCAUGUCAACGUCUUGGCAAUCGCAGGCGGUACGGGCAUCACCUAUGUGCUUCCCGUGCUGCUGGAGCUUGCCGCAGAGGCAAACUUGAACGCUCAAACGAUCUCGGAACGCCAAGUCCACCUACUUUGGGCGGUACGACACUCUUCUAAUGCCCAGUGGGUCGAACCCGGGUUGGCCGCCCUGCGGGCCAGCGCCAAAAUCCGCGUAACCAUCUUUGUGACGCGCGAAGCAGCCUCGCCAAGCAGUGACAAGCAAUCAGGUGAUCAAGAAGCCACGACUGAUGUUCGCAAACUGGGCGAGGGACAACAGGCCCGGCACCCUGACGUGGGCGACUUGGUGAGGACUUUUGUGGGCGACACGGUGAGCGGGCGCACAAUGGUGUUUGCCAGCGGGCCUGGGAGCAUGGUCGCCGACCUGAGGUCAUCGGUGGCGGCGCUGAACGAUGGUGGGAAGGUGGGGCGUGGGAACGAGCGGUUUGAUGUCGAGUUGAGAGAGGAUAACAGACUAGAGUGGCGAUGCACGUUUAUUUUAUUUGGUCGUGUGAAAGAUAGAAAAACGAUUGACAAGUGA
Pyricularia oryzae 70-15 is the source of this 1713-nucleotide messenger RNA. RefSeq lists its product as uncharacterized. The coding region runs from base 1 to 1713 and encodes 570 amino acids. Gene Ontology annotation, cellular component: plasma membrane. The transcript has 2 exons. Gene Ontology annotation, molecular function: ferric-chelate reductase activity. The record is from RefSeq and is a predicted model, not a curated record. Gene Ontology annotation, biological process: intracellular iron ion homeostasis; copper ion import; iron ion transport. Lineage: Eukaryota; Fungi; Ascomycota; Sordariomycetes; Magnaporthales; Pyriculariaceae.